AUGUCGCGUUACUGUUGGUUGUUGUGUCUCGCGUUGUCUCUUGUCGUCGUUUUUGGUGAGAAGGAUGAAAAGAAGGACUAUGGUACUGUCGUUGGGAUAGAUUUGGGGACAACUUACUCCUGUGUUGGCGUUUUUCGCAACGGCCGUGUUGAAGUGAUUCCUAAUGACCAAGGAAACCGGAUUACACCAUCUUAUGUUGCGUUCACGGAGUCUGGCGAUCGCUUGGUUGGGGAUGCUGCGAAAAAUCAGCUUACAACCAAUCCGGAGAACACUGUAUUCGAUGUGAAACGGUUGAUCGGGCGUACUUUCGAUGAUUCUUCAGUUCAGAAGGACAUUGCACAUUAUCCCUUCAAAGUCAUUGACAGGAACAACCGGCCAUAUGUGUCAGUAAAGGUGGGAAGUGAAACAAAAACGUUCGCUCCGGAAGAAAUUUCUGCAAUGGUAUUGGGCAAGAUGAAAGAAAGUGCUGAGGCUUUCUUAGGAAAACCUGUAACACAUGCGGUUGUCACUGUUCCAGCCUACUUCAACGACGCUCAGCGUCAAGCCACCAAGGAUGCUGGUGUUAUUGCCGGCCUCACUGUUCUACGCAUCAUCAACGAACCGACCGCUGCCGCCAUCGCGUACGGUCUAGACAAGAAAGGUGGUGAAAAGAACAUUUUGGUUUACGAUUUGGGUGGUGGUACUUUUGACGUGUCCCUUUUGACCAUUGAGGAUAGCGUUUUCGAAGUUAUCGCCACAAGUGGUGAUACGCACCUCGGUGGUGAAGACUUUGACAAUCGAGUGGUCACACACUUCCUCAAACUGCACAAAAAGAAAAAGGGUAAAGACCUAAGCACAGACAAGCGCGCUGUUCAAAAACUCCGUCGGGAGGCAGAGAAAGCCAAACGUGGUCUCAGCACGGCUCAUUCUGUGCGUGUUGAAAUAGAAUCUUUCGAUGAUGGAGAACCGUUUAUGGAAACGUUGACACGUGCACGCUUUGAAGAAUUGAAUAUGGAUCUCUUCAAAAGUACUUUAAAACCAAUUGAACAGGUCCUCAAGGACUCCGGAUUGGGUAAAGAUGACGUCCACGAGGUUGUUUUGGUCGGAGGUUCAACGCGUAUACCGAAAAUUCAACAACUCAUCAAGGAAUUCUUCAACGACAAAGAACCGAGUCGUGGUAUCAACCCCGAUGAGGCUGUCGCUAACGGUGCUGCGGUACAGGCCGGUGUUAUCAGUGGUGUUGAGAACACCGAUGGAAUCGUUUUGUUGGAUGUAAGUCCAUUGACACUUGGAAUUGAAACAGUUGGAGGUGUCAUGACCAAGCUCAUCCCUCGCAACACUGUUGUACCCACUAAAAAAUCGCAGAUAUUCUCGACGGCAGCUGACAAUCAACCAACCGUAACAAUCCAGGUUUAUGAAGGUGAACGCUCCAUGACCAAGGAUAACAACUUGCUUGGCAAAUUCGACUUGACUGGUAUUCCUCCAGCUCCUCGUGGUGUGCCCCAAAUUGAAGUCACUUUUGAAAUAGAUGUCAACGGUAUUUUGACAGUCACCGCAGAAGAUAAAGGAACCGGCAGAAAGAAUAACAUCAACAUUGUUAGAGACAACAAUCGUUUAUCAAAAGAAGACAUUGAAAAGAUGGUGAAUGACGCGAAGCUGUAUGCUGAAGAAGAUAAGAAACUCGCUGCUCGAGCAGAAGCCAAGAAUGGACUUGAAGGUUUCGCUUACUCACUUAAGGCUCAGUUGAAUGAUAAGGAUAAACUCAAGGACAAGCUGAGCAGUGAAGAUCACAGUACUAUUGAGAAGGCUGCUGAUGAGGCAAUCCAGUGGUUAGAGAAAAAUUCACAGGCAGAUACCGAUGAGCUGAAUGCCCAAAAGAAAAAGUUGGAAGGUAUUGUGCAGCCGAUUAUAUCGAAACUGUACAAACAAGAUGGCGGAGCUCCACCACCAGAGGCUGGAAAGGAUGAACUGUAG
Messenger RNA from Echinostoma caproni, 1953 nucleotides. Lineage: Eukaryota; Metazoa; Platyhelminthes; Trematoda; Plagiorchiida; Echinostomatidae. The record is from the annotation of a GenBank genome assembly.